AUUUAGCCAAUCAUAUCGCGGUAAAUGAUCGCAUACAAUAAGACCAACCUCUAGCUGCGCAGAUAAAAUUCAAUUGCUGUAACCCCUACUUGCGCAGAAAUUAUUUUACCAUUCAAUGAAAGUUUAUGCAACGUACAUCAGUAAUAGAGACUACUCUCCCUCAGAGCACUUAGUAGUCCACGAUUUUGUCAACCAGAGUAAUUAAGAAAUUUUUAAUUUAUAAUUAUACUAUUGGUUUCGAGUUUCCAUCAUAUAGACUAAAAUAUUUUGUUGAAUUUUUGCGGGGAUAUUCAAUUUUGCAGACACAUUUAAUGAUAAAUUUUACCAUAGAUAAUUUUUUGUUCCAUCAUGGGUAGAAUUUAAUUUUUUUUAUUAUGAUAGCGUUUAUUUGUGCUCUGGAUUUGUUGAUGGAAAUUAAAAGUUUAUUGAGAUCUGUUAUACUUUCGAAAAUUUCAACACAAGAGAGAAUGUAUAUCAAUAAACGUUGGACAGGCAGGUGUACAAAUAGGCACAAAAUGUUGGGAACUAUAUUGUCUGGAGCAUAAAAUAAAACAAGAUGGCGAAAUAAAUUUAGACAGAAAAAAUUCAUGUCUUGACGAUGUCGAUAGUAUCGACACAUUUUUUGCUCACACAACGCAAGACAAAUAUGUGCCACGUGCGAUAAUGUGCGAUUUAGAGCCAACGGUUAUUGACGAAUUUCGAAAUUCCGAGUAUCAAAAAUUGUUUCAUCCCGAUCAAUUAAUCUGCGGUAAAGAAGACGCCGCUAAUAAUUUUGCGCGAGGCUACUAUACCGUUGGUGAAAAACUACUAAAUACAGUCACGGAAAAAAUUCGAAUACUCGCUGAGAAUUGCAAUGGAUUAAUGGGAUUUCUGAUUUGUCAUUCUAUCGGCGGAGGAACUGGGUCAGGUUUUACUUCAUUAUUAAUAGAACAUCUUUGCCAGACGUUUCCUAAGAAAAGUAAAUUGGAAUUCGUUAUUUAUCCAUCGCCGAAUAUGAGUACUGCAGUAGUCGAACCUUACAACGCAAUACUUUCGACGCAUUUGUCGUUAAAUGAAAAUUUAUGUGCUUUUAUGUUUGAUAACGAAGCGCUCUAUGAAGUUUGCAGACAGAAACUAGAUCUAGAUCGACCUAAAUAUUCUAAUUUGAAUCGGUUAAUCAGUCAGGUCGUGUCAUCGAUAACAGCGAGUUUAAGAUUCGAAGGAUCAUUAAACGUCGACUUGUCAGAAUUUCAAACAAAUCUAGUGCCAUUUCCUCGUAUACAUUUUCCAUUAUGCGCUUAUUCUCCCGUAGCCAGUGCUGCCAAAGUUGAUCACAACACAAUGACUAUUUCCGAAUUAACAUCCGAAUGUUUCGAUACUUCAAAUUCACUAGUUAAAUGUAAUUUACAACAUGGAAAAUAUAUGGCAUGCUGUCUAUUGUAUCGAGGUGACAUUGUGCCAAAAGAUGUCAAUUACGCAAUUGCCUGUAUUAAACAAAAACGUACGAUACAGUUCGUCGAUUGGUGUCCGACUGGUUUCAAAGUUGGUAUCAAUUAUCAAGCGCCAACUGCAGUAGCCAAUGGUGACAUGGCGUCAGUUAAUCGUGCCGUUGCGAUGCUGAGCAAUACGACGGCCAUAAGUGAAGUCUGGAGUCGCUUGAAUCGCCGAUUUAAUUUGAUGUAUCGAAAAGGCGCAUUUCUGCAUUGGUACCAAAGCGAAGGAAUGGAAAUGAUGGAAUUUUCCGAAGCGCGGGAUGAUUUGGCGGCACUGGAGCUUGACUACAAAGAAAUAACUUGUGAUUUAAAUUGUCAGGAUGUGGAUAAUGAAUUUUAAUAGAAAUUUUUUUGUAAUUUUGGAGUUUUUUAUUUGCUCGGAAAUAUUUUUAUAAUUUUUU
Microplitis mediator is the source of this 1873-nucleotide messenger RNA. Its product is annotated as tubulin alpha-8 chain-like. NCBI's taxonomy places the organism in Eukaryota, Metazoa, Arthropoda, Insecta, Hymenoptera, Braconidae. The transcript is spliced from 5 exons. Gene Ontology annotation, molecular function: GTP binding; structural constituent of cytoskeleton. The coding region runs from base 664 to 1812 and encodes 382 amino acids. Gene Ontology annotation, cellular component: microtubule; cytoplasm. Gene Ontology annotation, biological process: microtubule cytoskeleton organization; mitotic cell cycle. The record is from RefSeq and is a predicted model, not a curated record.